Kickxella alabastrina is the source of this 563-nucleotide messenger RNA. Its product is annotated as thioredoxin-like protein. Lineage: Eukaryota; Fungi; Kickxellomycota; Kickxellomycetes; Kickxellales; Kickxellaceae. Bases 53 to 514 code for a protein of 153 amino acids. The transcript has a single exon. The record is from RefSeq and is a predicted model, not a curated record.
AAUACAUUCAAGUUUCUCCCUAUGUAUUUGAUCCCAGCUUGCUCUGUUACACAUGCAUUUCGCCGCUCUUUUUCUUCCGAGUACAAAUACCCAACUCAAUCCUGAGCAGAAAUAUGGCCGCCACCACAACUACUGCUUAUUUCGCUUUGAGAAUCAUUAUUAUUUAAAAAAAAUCCCUCGCAAGACAUUAAUAAACAUGACCGUAACUGUCGUCACUGAUAAGAGCCAGUUCGACAGAAUCCUGGAGCAGAGUCCCAAGGUCGCGGUCGACUUUACCGCCCACUGGUGUGGAUCGUGCAAGGCCAUGGACCACGUCUUUGAAAAUUUCUCGAACGAGCAUUCCAAUGUUACCUUCCUCUCGGUCGAUAUUGACAAUGCCACCGAUAUUGCUAAAGAAUACAAGAUCAAGUCGAUGCCCACUUUCAAGUUCCUUGACCAUGGCAAGGUGGUUGAUGAAGUUGUCGGCACCAACAAGCACGAGCUAGAGAGAUCCAUGGAUAGCUUUACGUCGUAGACAUUACAAAUUCAGCCUGUAUAUCUACCUUUUAUUUCAUAAAUUUGCU